This is a messenger RNA of Leguminivora glycinivorella, 1141 nucleotides long. RefSeq names its product putative nuclease HARBI1. The record is from RefSeq and is a predicted model, not a curated record. Bases 543 to 1070 code for a protein of 175 amino acids. Lineage: Eukaryota; Metazoa; Arthropoda; Insecta; Lepidoptera; Tortricidae. The transcript has 5 exons.
CACUCUUUUAAAAUUAAAAUUGCUACGAGGGAGUUCUCACAGGGAGAAAAUAAUACGCAAAAACCUCCGCGAUGUUUCCGAUUGUGUCAAUCUUCCUGACACAUACUUACUCAAGAACUGUGGAGUCAAUCGAGUGGUGUUCCAUCGAAUUCUAAUAAUAUUGGAACCUGUCGUUCCCAAAACACAAAGAUCAAAUGGUAUACCAUUUCCUUUAAAGGUACUGCUGACAUUAUCAUUUUCUGGCUAAUGGGUCCCAUCAGAAGUCAGUAGGCAAAGAUUUCAAUGUCAAUAUUUCACAAAAAUCUGUGAGUAGGGUCAUUAAGAUCAUUGUUGAAGGACUCAACUUUGUUUUGGAUAAAUGGGUGAUAUUUCCAAGUAGUUCCCUUCAGAGAGAAGAAAUCAAAGAUGGGUUUUACAGGAAGUAUGACUUUCCUGAGACUAUUGGAUGCCUAGAUGGUACUUAUGUUGAGAUAGUGUGUCCUAGGGAUGAUGAAGAAGCAUUCUAUGACAAACAUUGCCAGUACUCGAUACAUGCACAAAUUAUGUGCGACGUAGAUAUGAUGAUAACAGCAGUGUGCUGCCGUUUCGGCGGGGCGUUGAGCAACGCGUACAUCUGGCACAAGAUGAACAUCCGGCCCUUCGUCGAGCAAGUUAGCAAACAGGGCGAGACUGGCUGGAUUAUUGCUGACAACAAAUAUCCGCAAAGACCGUGGCUCAUGACACCAAUCCCACACGCGCCCCAAGGCAGCCCAGAAUCCAAAUACAACCACUUCCACGCCCGCACGAAAUCCUGCAUCGACCGCUGCAUAGCCACGCUCAAGGGCCGCUGGCAGUGCCUUUACAAAAGACCCUUACACUACUCACCGCAAAGAGCCGCGAAGAUUAUCAACGCUUGUGCUGUACUGCAUAAUCUAUGCAUAAAGGCUGGGCUGGAAACAGAGCCUUAUGUGGAAACUGAGGAGCCUACGGUGAAUGAAUCUACGGAAUUGCCUGAAGAUAAUAUCAAUGACUUGUAUAUUGGUAUGGAAGUGAGACAACAGCUAGCAGAACGAAUUUAUUAUAGUGUUUAAGGUUGCGCCAGACUAAAAAUUAAAACGAUAAAUGGAACUUUUCAUUCUCGAAAUAUAAAUCUUGGUCAUAU